AUGACGCCCUCACGCGCCGACCUGACCAACCUGGUCAACGAGAGAAACGAACCACCUAUUGUGUCGAGAUCGACGCAUAAUGACGAGGAAGAGGAGGAAGCCGACGUCACCAUGGCCGAAGGGGCGAUCGGCGUCGACCCAGACGAGGCCAUGGAGGAAGAUCUUGUUGUUGGAGAAGGUGACGGCGCCGACGGCGACGAUUUGGACGGCAGCGACGACGACGAGGAAGACGACGAGGACGAGGACGACAGCAGUGGGGACGAGAGCGACGAUAGCGACAGCUCGGACAUCAUUGCCAUCGAUGGUCCCGAUGGUGUGGCAUCAGGCUCCGCGGCUGCGCCAAACGUCAAGACCGAGCCGGGUGCCGACGAAUCGACAGAGCCAAAGAAGGAUGCCGAGGGUGCAGGCGAGACCGUCAACGAGUUGAAGCCCAAGAAGAAGAAGCGCGCCCGACCCCGCUCUCCAUCAGAGGAUGAGGACCUUCCUCCUCCGCCACCAAUGCCGACCAUUCGUCUUGAGAUUGCCCUGCCAGCGGACGACGAGACGCUCGACUGGAAUUUCAUCGAGACUGCGGCCAGCGCUGGAUUCGAGGGCGUCUUCAAUGCAUGGGGAGAGGACCCUCUGGCCGGCGAAGUCACCCCACUCAACCCAGUCGACCUCAACGGCGCAGCCGGUGAGGGAGAGGCGAGCACCCCAGCCGCAGCCACGGCCGCAGCCCCAGCCGAGCCUCGCCCACCCGGAUUCUCUGAUGAGGAGUGGCGUGAGAUGCAAGAGGAGGCCAAGAGGCUGGAAGCCAAGUACGAGGAGCCAAAGAAGAAGAGGGUUAUGACCAAGAAGCGCAAAAUCGAAUAUGAUCUGUCAGACCCAUUCAUCGACGACUCGGACCUCGGCAUUGACGCCCCGACCCAUGUCGCGCGGCCCAAGAAGGAGGGCUUCUUCGUCCACCAAGGAGCGCUAGAGCUUAUGGAAGGAUCUCCGAUGAAGAAGGCCAAGGCCAAAACGUCGCGUGCCACUGGUCGGGCUCCCAAGGAGCAGCGCAAGAGUUUGUCAGAGGUCCUGCGCGAGCGUCACGGCCCCGACGGCAGCCGCGCCUCGCCAAUUCUCAUUGGCAGUGAUGACGAGGCUGGUCCUUCGUACAUCCCCGACCGCCGCUCGCCUUCUCCCGUGGACGCCCCAGAAGACCGCUACCCUGUCGACAGAACACUCUACAAGGCCGCUUCGAGAGAGGAGAAGUACUUGCCCCCCUUCGACGAGUUCCCCGACGAGGUGGCACACCGUCUCCGCAGUCUUCGUCGCGAGAGCAGCAAGCAUGUGUGGGACCUCCUGAACAAGGGCAAGUUCCCAGAACACCUCAAGGGCCCCCUUCAGCGUGCUGGUGUGGCGGCAUUCCAUCACGACUUGCUGUGCAUUCCCGACAAGGAGACAACAGACAGCGGCUACGAGCGGUUCUCAGAAAAGGCGUUUGUCACGGCGUUGUGCAGUGUCCUGCCGUACAACAGGCUGACUCUGGGAAAACUCGUUCUCAAGCUCUGUUACACCCAAUACUGGCGGUGGAUGCAGAUGUGCGAGACAGAAGGCCUGCGCCAGUGGAAGGAGCUUCUCGACCCCGAGAUUCCUAUCAUGAUCCAGCAGUACGAGCAGGCAGUGGCCGAGCACGCCUCGAGGCAGGAAGAGCCAGAGCUCGCUGAGCUCAUGGAUGACGACCAGAACAAGGCCAAGUCGACCGACCCCAAGCGACUCCCCACCAUUACCCAGGAGAUGAAGGACAUCUUCAGACAGCUUGUGGAGAACACUCAGGAGAUGGUCGACAUCAACAAGAAGAUGGAGGACUGGGGCCAGAAGUUUGAGGGCCAGUCGAGUGAACUGAACAUGCGCAAGCUCCUGUACAACAAGAUUGCCAAGCUCUACCCCGAGGGGUGGAUGACAUCGUUGACUCUUUCCCGUCAAUACACAAACUACAAGCGACUCGGCCAGGGAUCCAAGAACUCUGGUGCUGGCGGCGACGCCCAACAGCAGCAGCAGCAGGCCGCACAGUAG
Messenger RNA from Vanrija pseudolonga, 2037 nucleotides. RefSeq lists its product as uncharacterized. The transcript is spliced from 12 exons. The record is from RefSeq and is a predicted model, not a curated record. Bases 1 to 2037 code for a protein of 678 amino acids. Lineage: Eukaryota; Fungi; Basidiomycota; Tremellomycetes; Trichosporonales; Trichosporonaceae.